This is a messenger RNA of Megalopta genalis, 1210 nucleotides long. It is a transcript of the gene epsilonCOP, whose product is annotated as coatomer subunit epsilon. Lineage: Eukaryota; Metazoa; Arthropoda; Insecta; Hymenoptera; Halictidae. The record is from RefSeq and is a predicted model, not a curated record. Gene Ontology annotation, biological process: retrograde vesicle-mediated transport, Golgi to endoplasmic reticulum; intra-Golgi vesicle-mediated transport; endoplasmic reticulum to Golgi vesicle-mediated transport. Gene Ontology annotation, molecular function: protein binding; structural molecule activity. Gene Ontology annotation, cellular component: COPI vesicle coat.
ACACUAUGACACAUGAUGUGUGUCCACGUGUACCAAAUACAUUUGUGUAGAAGUAAAAUACCUCCCUAAAAGGUGCAUUUUAUUUAUUCUUAACAAUUAAAUAUUUUCAGUUAUCGCUGCGAUCACUGCGAAUUUUUCGAUAAAUUCUCUACGUUAUCGAAGUCGGUAAUCCAUACUCAUUUAAAUAGUAUACAGUGUUGAAAAGACAAUAUGGCCGCGGACAAGAUUAAUCAGUUUUUUGGUGUGAAAGACAACUUUUUCAUCGGUAAUUAUCAAGAAUGCAUCAAGGAGGCACAAAAGAUAAAGCCGUCUACGCCAGAAAUGGCGAUAGAACGAGACGGGUAUCUCUAUCGUGCAUAUAUAGCACAGAGGAAAUUCCGCGUUGUAUUAGAUGAAAUCAACAGUUCAUCACCAGCUGUACUUCAACCCCUAAAAACAUUAGCGGAUUACUUUGCCAACCCCGAUCGUAGAGAAGCUAUACUCGCACAACUGCAAGAGUCAAUUAGUCACAUUGAUUACUCUAAUUACAACUUCUUGAUCGUUGCUGCCACUAUCUAUUAUCAUGAGAAUAACCUUGAUGCAUCCCUUUCGGUACUUAGGGAUACAGAACAUCUAGAAUGCAUGUCGUUAAAGUUAGCAAUUUAUUUGAAAAUGAACAGAGUAGACCUUGCGAAAGAAGUAUUGAAAUCUAUGCAAACGAUAGAUGAAGAUUCCACUGUGACCCAAUUGGCUCAAGCAUGGUUAAACAUUACCACUGGUGCGGACAAGUUACACGAAGCCUAUUAUAUACUACAAGAAAUGACAGAUAAAUAUUCUCGCACGAAUAUGAUGUUGAAUGGACAAGCUACCUGUUUCAUUGGACAAGGCAAAUACGAAGAAGCAGAAACAGUUUUACAAGAUUCUCUCGAGAAGGAUAGUAACAAUCCAGUUACUCUGAUCAAUAUGGUUGUCCUCUCUCACCAUUUAGGAAAGCAACCAGAAGUUGCCAACCGUUACCUGAGUCAGUUAAAGGAGUCUCAUGCAGACCAUCCAUUUGUUAAAGAAUAUGCCCAAAAGACUUCAGAAUUCCAAAGGCUAGUGAAGCAAUAUUCCGUGUCUACAUAAAAACACGAAACCAGACUACUUUAUGCAAUUUCUUUGUAGAUAGAAGUAUUCAUAUAUUUUCAUUCAACUGAUUGAAUAAAAAAGAGAAACAUUGUCAAAAGACAUA